AUGAGUCAGCAGGCCCCGACAAACCUGGAUCUUAUUUCGGACGCCUCGUUUGUGUCCGAUGAAGGGAAAGGUGGCUGUAGCACCAAAACCAAACAAGUUCGAUUCGAUGCGCUCUUUUCUCCUUUGGAGACGGAAGCGGUAAAUACACCUUCGUUUGUUGAUGGACUCCCAAAAGAAGCUCUGACAAAAUGCGGCAAAAACAGCGUAGGGGAGGAGGCGCUGACCCAUACAUCACUGCCUCUUCCAGCUACCCCCUCGGAGUCUCUUGACCUUUCAGUCCUUGAUGAGCCUCACCUACAGCAGACUCUGGAGGCGCUCUCUCUCGAUGCGCCCAAGAUCAAUUCCGUCAGGGCCCUGCAGGAAGAGAUUAUUCAAAUCGCCAGUCGCAUUAAUAAGGCCUCCCAGUCGGCAGCAUCCACUGCGGAAAAGUUGGCGACGGGAACCUGUGGCUACAGGGGUGGUGGCACGUGUCUGAACUUUGCGCGAGAGGAGCGGCUCUACAAGGACCUUUUGGCAGUUUCCCUUGACGACGCUGAAGUGGUGAAAGCCGAGCGGGAUAAAGCGGCGCGUCGGCGACGCCGUCUCCUCGCUGAGGCCGCACGACUUCACCCGCCCAAGGCAGAAAUUUUGCCAGAACCCUGCCCAAUGAAAUUCUUCAAUCCUCAACUACACAUCUUUCAAUCAGCGCGACUAGACAUCACCGGAAUGACCGAUUACCGGCCGCUUCCAGAGAGUCUCUCAACAGCUCACCAAUUGGACGCCAUUAGGCUGGACUACCGUCUUUGCACCGAACCUGGCUAUUUCGUUUGA
Echinococcus granulosus is the source of this 810-nucleotide messenger RNA. RefSeq lists its product as hypothetical. Lineage: Eukaryota; Metazoa; Platyhelminthes; Cestoda; Cyclophyllidea; Taeniidae. The coding region runs from base 1 to 810 and encodes 269 amino acids. The transcript has 4 exons. The record is from RefSeq and is a predicted model, not a curated record.